Molecule: messenger RNA, 699 nt
Organism: Sphaerodactylus townsendi
Lineage: Eukaryota; Metazoa; Chordata; Lepidosauria; Squamata; Sphaerodactylidae
Product: translation initiation factor IF-2-like
Exons: 1
Coding region: 1-699 (232 amino acids)
Source: RefSeq, a predicted model, not a curated record
AUGGUGCAGGCAGGGCGGCGGGGAGGGGGCCGAGAAAAGCACGGCGGGGACGACCGACGCGCCGCUCCGGCUACAGACCGCCGGGCCCCCUGGGCAGCUCCAUGGGCAGGUGCCGCUUCCUCGGCCGCUCAGCCUCGCAGGAAGGCUCCGGGAGAGGACCCCAUCGGAGGCGCCAGGAACGGGCUGACUCCCGCGCUGCGCUCGCUCGCUCGCUCGAGAAGCUGCCGCCUCCGCCCGCCGCCUCCCUCUAGCCCAGCAGCAUCUCUGGCAGCAGCAGAUGCACACUCCGGAAGCCCGCGCGGGAGGGGGGCGGACCCCUUAGAAAAGUUGCCCCCCGCCCUACUCCUCCACACUGGAGUCCAGAGCUCGUCCCUCCGCUGCCAAACUCCGGCCGACGCUCCGCUGGGAGGAGAAGCGCGGCAGCAGCUGGUGGGCUCUGUCCGUAAGGGAGCCAGCCAGCCAGGCGGCCCUUCCCGCUCCCUCCGCCCUCGCCCUCCCGGCAGUCCAGGGGGAUUUCUGGAGCCCGCACGAAGUAGGGAAAGCAAAUGCCAAUUGGACGCUUCGCGACCGGGGCGAGGACCUUCCAAUCGCCCACUGGCGGCGGCUCCGGCUGGCGUGAAGAGAAGGAGGGACCCGGCGGCCGGGGUGGGUGGGUGGGAGCGCGCGCGCUCGCACCCAGGAGCCUGGCCUGGCCAAUGA